AUGAUCGACAAAUUGAAGACGACGUACGACAUGCAGCCGCACCCCGAGGGCGGCUUCUUCAAGGAGACCUACCGCGCCGAGUCGCGCAUCACCUCGUCCUUCGGCGAGCGCAGCGCGUCGACGGCGAUCUACUUCCUGAUCACGCCCGGCUCCGUGUCGCGGCUGCACCGCAUCCGCGCCGACGAGGUCUGGCAUUUCUCAGCGCACUUUUAUCUCGGCGGUCCCAUGACCGUCGUCGAGCUCGUCGACGGCGCGGCGAAGUGCACGACGCUCGGCCACGACGUGCUCGACGGCCAGCUCGUGCAGUACACGGUCAAAGCCGGCACGUGGUUCGGCUCCUUCCCCAACGCCGGGUCGGCCUACUCCUUCGUCGGCUGCACCGUCGCGCCGGGCUUCGAGUUCGAGGACUUCGAGUUGGGCUCGCGCGCCGCGCUCCUCGCCGAGUUCCCGGACGCCAGAGACCUCGUCGUCAAACUCACGGAGGGGCUUCCCUAA
This is a messenger RNA of Aureococcus anophagefferens, 495 nucleotides long. RefSeq lists its product as hypothetical. The transcript has 2 exons. NCBI's taxonomy places the organism in Eukaryota, Pelagophyceae, Pelagomonadales, Pelagomonadaceae. Gene Ontology annotation, cellular component: intracellular anatomical structure. The coding region runs from base 1 to 495 and encodes 164 amino acids. The record is from RefSeq and is a predicted model, not a curated record.